This is a messenger RNA of Fundulus heteroclitus (mummichog), 3555 nucleotides long. It is a transcript of the gene fgf13b, whose product is annotated as fibroblast growth factor 13b. Gene Ontology annotation, molecular function: fibroblast growth factor receptor binding; growth factor activity. NCBI's taxonomy places the organism in Eukaryota, Metazoa, Chordata, Actinopteri, Cyprinodontiformes, Fundulidae. Gene Ontology annotation, biological process: positive regulation of cell population proliferation; animal organ morphogenesis; cell differentiation. Gene Ontology annotation, cellular component: cytoplasm. The transcript is spliced from 5 exons. Bases 1574 to 2329 code for a protein of 251 amino acids. The record is from RefSeq and is a predicted model, not a curated record.
GGAUGGAUGGAUGGAUGGAUGGAUCAAUUGGUGCAUAGAUGGACUGAUCAGACUUAUUGUGGCCAAAACAGAUUUCUGACUAAUAUUUUGACCCUUUUUUGUAAAGACACACAUUAAAGGGAAAGCGUGCUAUGGGUUUCUUGAUAGAAGCACUGGUUAUUCCAAAUGCAUUAUUAAGAUAAAAAAAAAACCUGUAUCCCUAUUUAUACAUCAAAACAACUAAUAAACUCAGAACUACAUAAGCUUACAUUCUUUUGGCUGAUUAUUUGUUAUAGAGUGAACAUGCAGGAAGCUCUUAGCUUGUGUGCAUUUAAUAGCAAAAUAGAUUUUCUUUUAUUACUUGAACUAAUGGAGAAACCGUGGGAAAUUGACUGACUUCAAUCUCCGGCUGAUUGGUGCAUCUGUCUGCCAUUAUUCCUUACAUUUUCUCAAGUGCCUUCACAUGAAUGUGACUCUUUCUUAUCCACACAAUCUCUCUACCCUUUUCUUUCAUCCAUCCUUCACUUUUUAAUCCUAUUGGUGGGUUCAUUUUUGCUGCUUUCUCACUCAGUCACACUCAAUAUCUCAUUUUCUUCCCUCAACCCCUCCUCUUCUAUUAUUCCUCCGCUCAUUCAUUCAGUCUCGCCUCGCCCUCCUAUUUUUUUCUUGUAUAUUCUCCUCCUCAUAUAUUACCAGAAACCCCCCCUCCCAUGCCAACCCCCUCUAGCCCUGCCUAUCACACAUCAGUGGAACAUGUAAAUAUAAUGCCACGUGGGGGUGCAGGGCUACAGGUGUCCUAUAUCACACAGAGCUUCCAGAACCCACUCCCCACCUGCACCCCCUCCUCCUCCCCCUAUGCCAGCACACCCCCCUCCACCCCGCUCCGUCGCUCCUCUUCUUCUGAGCGGGCUGGGCUGCAGCAGUUUUAUGAACGGCACGGCAGCAUCAUGAUCCCCUUCGCGCCGAUGGCGCCCCGAGCCGUUUCAUUGACAAACAUUGCGGCUCCAACGUUUCUGUCGCGGACAGCGUCGAGGAGCGGAGUGUCUCCGCGGAGAGGAGCAGGAGAAGAGGAGCAGAGGAGGCAGCAGCUGCAGUGAUCAUCAACAACAACAGCCGGCGCCGUUCACACCAGUUUAGAAGCUGUUGAUUCGUCACUUGGACGCAGAGUGGGUCUUUACGCAGCCUCUGGUCUUCUGCCACACUAUCUCGGGACACUUUGAAGAAAAAAAAAAGAUAAUCACCUGAGUGGGUUGUCAGACAGUUUUUUCCACUCAAGACCCCACCAACCCCCCUCCCUGGGGGAUGGGAGGCGGCGUCGUUAAGGUUCAGGCGCUGGAACAUUUCUGCACCUACUUCCAUGAGGCGCCCGGACGCGCCGAUGGAGGAUUCUGGAUGUUUUCUCAAAACAAGCCCCGCGGACAUCUGCGAGCCUUCGCCGGCCCACUGUGUGAUGCGAACUGAGUCGUGGGUGGCAUAGAACCCCUCACUUUUACCCCCCUCUCCACACAGGCACGCACACCCAUACCGGCUUGUCCGCGAACACUCCCUCCAGCCGGGACGCACAGCCUCGUUUCACGCCGCCGGGGUGAGCAGCAUGUCCCGGGCAGCGGCGAUCGCCAGCUCCCUGAUCCGCCAGAAGCGGCAGGCGAGGGAGCGGGAGAAGGCGAACGCCUGCCGCGGCAGCAGCAGUCCGAGCAACAGCAAGGGUGCCAACGAGAAGCCGAGCAAGCUGAAUGUAUUUUCUCGAGUCAAAUUGUUUGGAUCGAGGAAGAAGAGGAAGAGAAGGCGACCACCAGAGCCCCAGCUAAAGGGCAUAGUGACCAGGCUUUCCAGUCGCCAGGGCUUCCAGCUACAGAUGCAGUCGGAUGGCACCAUCGAUGGAACCAAGGAUGAGGACAGCGCCUAUGCCGUGUUCAACCUGAUCCCCGUGGGGCUCCGUGUCGUGGCUAUCCAGGGCGUCCAGACCAAACUCUACCUGGCAAUGAACAACGAAGGCUUCGUCUACACCUCGGAACACUUUACCCCGGAGUGUAAGUUCAAGGAAUCGGUAUUUGAGAACUACUACGUCACCUACUCCUCCAUGCUGUACCGACAGCAGCAGUCAGGCCGGGCGUGGUACCUGGGACUCAACAAGGAGGGAGCAAUCAUGAAGGGAAACCAUGUGAAGAAGAACAAGGCCGCCGCACACUUCAUACCGAAACCACUCAAAGUGGCCAUGUACAGGGAGCCCUCCCUCCACGACCUGACAGAACUCUCACGCUCCGGCAGCGGCACCCCGACCAAGAGCCGCAGUGCUUCAGCCCUGCUCAACGGCGGCGGGAAGACGCCCAGCAACGACGACCUAUCUUAGCCUCUGGACUUCCUCGCCGAUGCUUUCAAACACAAGCACUUAUCCCAACAGGAACAAACGCUCACCCACAAACACACAGAUCUCAGGCCAACAUUCCCAUUACUUCUGAGAGGUAGGAGGAGAUGAGGUCGAAAAGCGGGAAGAACGAGUUCUUCCUCUCCUCAGAGCCCACUGUGACUGACUGUGAUGUACAUAAAUCAAGGACAAUCAACCCCUUUUGGCUCCACUGCCCCCGGCGUUGUGGGGAGGGGAACUUGAGGAUCUCCUCCCUCCGACCCUAACAAGAUCCUACAGAAGGAGGGAGCGAGACAAAGACGGGACAGACAAGUUCAGUCAGUCACACAGUACGUUCAACAGACUGUUACAGAGAACCAAAGAGUUAAAGUAUUACCUAACUGGGUAUAAAAGAGAGUUACACGGAGUUACAGAAGUGAGGAGGGCAGUCUUUAUCUACAGGUGCAAAUCAAUAAAUCAAACGUCAAAAAGUUUUUGUUUUCCAAUAACUCAUUUCCAAAAAUGAACCUCAUAGAGUAUACAGAUUGAAUACACAACAUACAUCUAUUUUUUAGGGUUUAUUUUAGUUCAUUUUGAUGAUUACUACUUAAAGCUAAUUAAAAGUCCCAAAAUUCAAUAUCUCAGUUGACUAUAAUAUCACAUAAGACCAACAGUUAUCCCUAUUGCCUGUGCACUGCUAUUCUACCUCGAUUUUCCUUCAACUCAAUUUUCCAGUAAUAUGCUUGGAUAAAGCACUCUUUCAAUAACCAGCGUCUUUAGCAGUAAAUUGUUCUGACUUUUAUUGUGGAAGGUAUCACUCACUGCCAGCUCGACAACUGUCAAGUCAGCAGUCUUUUCCAUGAAUGAGGAGGCCAGACGCAUUGGCAAUACCAUUUCUGUAUUAAAGUCAUUUUUUAUUGGUUAGACAGUCAUUGGCAUCCUCCAUAUCAAGGGUAAACCAAUAUAAUGUUAUUGAUGAAGAAACUCACUGUUCAGAGUGCUGCAUCUGAGCACAAUAUUGGAAGGUUGAGUGGAAGGAAGAAGUGUGGUUGAAGAGUGGUUGAAGAACAACAGGUAUAGCUAAUUAGUCUCAUUCCUAACUGUGUAGAAAAAGAAUAAUUUUGAGUUUUCUUGAACUGUAGGAAAUAUUUCACCCUGUGUGCAAUGAAACCUAUUUCCGUAGUUCCACUUUAUGAACUGAAUUAUUUCAAUAAAUACAUUAUUGAAAUGCA